AUGAUCUCUUUGGGAUACAGCCCUAGAAAAGCUGAAUUACAGGAUAUGAUUAAUGAAGUAGAUACUGAUGGUAAUGGCACAAUUGACUUUCCAGAAUUUCUGACAAUGAUGGCAAGAAAAAUGAAAGACACAGACAGUGAAGAAGAAAUUAGAGAAGCAUUCCGCAUGCUUGACAAGGAUGGCAAUGGUUAUAUUAGUGCAGCAGAACUUCGCCAUGUGAUGACAAACCUUGGAGAGAAGUUAAUGGAUGAAGAGGUUGAUGAAAUGAUCAGGGAAGCAUAUAUUGAUGGUGAUGGUCAAGUAAACUAUGAAGAGUUUGUACAAAUGAUGACAGCAAAGUGAAGACACUGUACAGAAUGUGUUAAAUUUCUUGUACGAAAUUGUUUAUUUGCCUUUUCUUUGUU
Messenger RNA from Trichosurus vulpecula (common brushtail), 404 nucleotides. RefSeq names its product calmodulin-1-like. Lineage: Eukaryota; Metazoa; Chordata; Mammalia; Diprotodontia; Phalangeridae. Gene Ontology annotation, molecular function: calcium ion binding. Bases 1 to 342 code for a protein of 113 amino acids. The transcript is spliced from 2 exons. The record is from RefSeq and is a predicted model, not a curated record.